This is a messenger RNA of Scaptodrosophila lebanonensis, 5177 nucleotides long. It is a transcript of the gene ATP7, whose product is annotated as copper-transporting ATPase 1. The record is from RefSeq and is a predicted model, not a curated record. The transcript is spliced from 4 exons. Gene Ontology annotation, biological process: monoatomic cation transport; copper ion homeostasis. The coding region runs from base 422 to 4243 and encodes 1273 amino acids. Gene Ontology annotation, cellular component: membrane. Lineage: Eukaryota; Metazoa; Arthropoda; Insecta; Diptera; Drosophilidae. Gene Ontology annotation, molecular function: copper ion binding; ATP binding; P-type divalent copper transporter activity.
GUCAAUGACGGGCGCAACAGCUGUGUGUGUUAAUUAGAAAAUUAAAUACUAUAUAUGCGGAGAUUAGGUAUAACAAAUAUGCGAAAAUAUUAGUUUCGUGUGAAUUUGACAAAAUUGGAAAGUAAUUGAUCUGGAAUACAUUAUUAUAAAACUGGAUAUGCGCGUAACUGGCAGGCAGUCCAAUAUCGAAGCUCAAAGGCUUGGCGUUUGCGUAUGCCACUAGCCAAGUGUUCCAAUAGCGUUAAAUAUUUCGGUUAUUUACUUAUUUUAUACGUCUUCGUUAGUUCAUGCGCAAGUGCAUUGCACUGCAGUGUUCACUAAACCCACACACAUCCCGUAGGUGUAGUUGAUAAAGUCAAACACAGAAACAACAUCCAAAACAACAACAAAUUACAUACAUACAGUGAAAUGCAAAUUCAAAAUGAAUGACGAGGAAAACGCAAAGAAUGUGCCUGCAGCAGCCAAACAGCUGACUAACCCUCCGCCAGCACCAACGCUGACGGCGUCGGCCGCUUCCCUGGCCUCCGUGCGUUUGCCCAUUGUGGGCAUGACCUGUCAGUCAUGUGUUCGAAAUAUUGAAGGCAACAUUGGCCAGAAGCCUGGCGUGCUGUCGGCGCGUGUAGUGUUAGAGGAGCAUGCGGGCUAUUUUGAUUACGAUGCGACCACCACCAGCCCCACACAGAUUGCCUACGAAAUCGAUGAAAUGGGCUUUGAGUGCAGCUACCAGCCAUCGACCACACUCUCCAGCAAUUCAGGCACAACUAACAUACGCGUCCUGGGAAUGACCUGUCAGUCGUGUGUGCGCAACAUCGAAGGCAACAUUGGAACCAAGCCGGGCAUACGGCAAAUAAAAGUGGACCUGGAGGCGAAAAACGCUCGCGUCGAGUACGAUCCUAGCCAGCUAACACCCGCCGCCAUUGCUGAACUCAUCGACGACAUGGGCUUUGAGGCGAGCGUUGCCAAUGGGAAUUCCAAGGCGAGCACCCCCACAAAAACAACAAGUAGUCCUGCGCAACAGGUGGACGCACAAACAAAAGCCAAGGCGGCUACGCCCAGCAAAUCGCACACCAUUGCAAAUGGAACGGCCACAAUGGUGCCCGUGGAGCAGGAACUGCUAACCAAAUGCUUUCUUCAUAUACGGGGCAUGACCUGCGCCAGUUGUGUGGCCACAAUCGAGAAGCACUGUCGCAAGAUUUAUGGCCUAGACAGUAUUCUGGUGGCGUUGCUCGCCGCCAAGGCGGAAGUUAAAUACAAUGCCAAUGUGGUGAUGGCCGAGAAUAUAGCUAAGUCCAUUACCGAGCUGGGUUUCCCCACGGACCUCAUUGACGAGCCGGAGAACGGCGAAGCCGAAGUGGAGCUGGAAAUUAUGAACAUGACUUGUGCAUCCUGUGUCAGCAAAAUCGAGAAUCAUGUGCUUAAGCUGCCAGGCGUGACGGCAGCUGCGGUGACAUUACUAACGAAACGUGGCAAAUUCCGCUACAGCACUGAAAGCACUGGACCACGCAGCAUUUGUGAGGCGAUUGAGGAGCUUGGCUUUCAGGCCAAGCUGCUCACCGGUCGGGACAAGAUGGCGCACAACUAUCUGGAGCACAAGGAGGAGAUAAAAAAGUGGCGGAACGCCUUCCUAAUCUCGCUCAUUUUCGGCGGCCCCUGCAUGGUGGCCAUGAUCUACUUCAUGUUCGAAAUGAGCGACAAGGGGCAUGCGAACAUGUGCUGUCUGGUGCCAGGUCUAUCGAUGGAGAAUCUGGUAAUGUUCCUGCUCUCCACACCGGUGCAGUUCUUCGGCGGCUUCCACUUUUACGUGCAGUCCUAUCGAGCUAUCAGGCAUGGCACAACCAACAUGGAUGUGCUUAUAUCGAUGGUCACAACCAUCUCGUACGUCUACUCGGUAGCCGUGGUGAUUGCGGCGGUUCUUAUGGAGCAGAACUCCUCGCCACUGACCUUCUUCGACACGCCACCCAUGCUGCUGAUAUUCAUAUCACUGGGUCGCUGGCUGGAACACAUUGCCAAGGGCAAAACGUCGGAGGCGCUAUCGAAGCUGCUCUCGCUCAAGGCCGCCGAUGCAUUGCUCGUUGAGAUCUCCGCCGACUUCGACAUCAUUAGCGAGAAGACCAUUUCUGUGGACUACGUGCAGCGCGGCGACAUACUUAAGGUAAUACCGGGUGCGAAGGUGCCCGUCGACGGCAAGGUACUUUAUGGCCACUCCACAUGCGAUGAGUCGCUUAUCACGGGCGAGUCCAUGCCAGUGGCAAAGCGUAAGGGAGCGGUUGUUAUCGGCGGCUCGAUCAACCAGAAUGGCGUGCUGCUCGUGGAAGCGACCCAUACGGGCGAGAAUACGACGCUGGCACAGAUUGUGCGACUCGUGGAGGAGGCGCAAACAUCUAAGGCACCUAUUCAGCAGCUGGCGGAUCGCAUUGCGGGCUACUUUGUGCCCUUUGUUGUGGUCGUGUCCAGCAUAACACUUAUCGGUUGGAUUAUAGUGGGAUUUGCCAAUCCAGAUCUGGUGCCAGUGGCCAUGGAGCACAAAAUGCAUAUGGAUCGGAACACGAUUAUCGUCAGCUACGCCUUCAAGUGUGCCCUCAGUGUGCUGGCUAUCGCUUGUCCCUGCGCCUUAGGUCUAGCCACGCCCACGGCCGUCAUGGUGGCCACCGGCACGGGUGCCAUUAACGGCAUGCUGGUGAAGGGUGCCACAGCGCUGGAGAAUGCGCACAAAGUGAAGACUGUGGUGUUCGACAAGACCGGCACCAUAACGCACGGCACACCCAUGACAUCGAAGGUAACGAUGUUCGUGAAACCGCAAAUUUGCAGUCUGGCCCGUGCCUUGACGAUCAUUGGUGCGGCAGAGCAGAAUAGCGAGCAUCCCAUCGCCUCGGCCAUCGUGCACUUCGCCAAGGAUAUGCUGAGCGUGUCCACUUUCGGCAAAUCCUCGAACUUCCAGGCAGUGCCCGGCUGCGGAAUUCGCGUCAGCGUCUCCAACUACGAGCAGACCCUGCGCCAGGCAUGCAAUGCGGAGCGCAUCAUCAACUACGAGAAUCUGUGGCGCACCCACCAAAAUAGUGCCGUAAAUGUGGACAAUGGCACCACCAUCGAGGAGCUGAUACCGCAGCGGGACAUCCGUAAGUCCAUGGAGCUGGCCCAGCAGCAACUGCUUCAGAUAGAGCCGGGCGAUGGCGUGAACAGCGGCUUGCCGGCGCCACAGCUCAUCGAUGGCCACGAGAUACACGUGCUGAUUGGCAAUCGGGAGUGGAUGCAUCGGAAUGGUAUUGAGGUGCCGCUCGAGAUAAGCGAUUGCAUGACGCGCGAGGAGGACAAGGGACAUACGGCGGUGCUGUGCGCACUCAACGGGCAGCUGGUGUGUAUGUUCGCCGUCUCGGACAUGGUCAAGCCGGAAGCGCAUCUGGCGGUCUACACACUGAAGCGCAUGGGCAUUGAUGUGGUGCUGUUGACGGGCGACAACAAGAACACGGCGGCGAGCAUAGCUCGAGAGGUGGGGAUACGGACCGUCUAUGCGGAGGUGCUGCCCUCACACAAGGUGGCCAAGAUUCAGCGCAUUCAACAGCACGGCGUGCGCGUGGCAAUGGUGGGCGACGGCGUUAACGAUAGUCCAGCGCUGGCGCAGGCAGACGUUGGCAUUACGAUUGCCUCCGGCACGGAUGUGGCUGCCGAGGCCUCCGACAUAGUGCUCAUGCGCAACGAUCUGCUGGAUGUGGUGGCCUGCCUUGACUUGUCACGCUGCACCGUCCGCCGCAUACGUUACAACUUCCUGUUCGCCAGCAUGUACAAUCUGCUGGGCAUCCCAUUGGCCUCGGGCCUAUUCGCACCUUUCGGCUUUACGCUUCAGCCCUGGAUGGCCUCGGUGGCCAUGGCCGCCAGUUCAGUGAGUGUGGUCUGUUCCUCGUUGCUGUUAAAGCUGUACAAGAAGCCGACGGCGAAAACGCUGCGCACAUCCGAGUACGAGGCGCACUUAGCUGCGGAGCGUGCGCGACGCAACUCCGAGUCCGAACUGGACAAUCUGUCGCUGCAUCGCGGCAUCGAUGAUCUACCAGCUCCACCCGGCAGUCGGCUUAACUUUAAGCGUUCCAACACCUCCCUCAUCUCGCGCAUUUUCCUUUCGAGCAACGCCGUCGGCGCCUCCAAGCACGAGGAGGGUCUGUUGGAGCCCGACGAGAAUUUGGGCUACCGUGUGCCCAAAAUCGUCAAGUCCAAGUAUCUCAGUGACAGUACCGAGCUGCAAAAGCUUUAAAGAUGGCCCCCCAAACUGAAGUUAGUGGGAACUCUCCAAUGCGCGACAAAAGACGCAAAAAUUUACAGUGAAAUGUGAAAUGACUUUUAGGUAUACACACAUACUAUAUGCAUACAUAUAUCAGAUAAUAAAUCGAAAAGGCAUACCUUUAUAUACAUACAUCCAUAUCUACACUUGUAUAUGUAAGUAUAUUCUGACGACAGCUUCAUGUGGAUGCUUAAGUACAUACACAUAUACUCGUACAUAUGUAUAAAUAUAUCCCAGCUACAUCUAUACUGGCGACGUUUCAUUUCUGUAAAAUAAAUACAUGCAAGGACACGCCCUCACUCAUACACACACACACACACUUCCAUGUUAAUUGGUAUAAGGCCUUUCUAAACUUAGUUAUCCAAAAUGUAUUUUCUGUUAGCAUAGUUAUUGUUUUUUUUUUGUUUUUUUUUUUUGUUUUUUUAAUACUUUAUGUACAUUGUGUUGUAACAACAACGAAAGUGUGGAAGAAGAAAGAUAUUGCGCCUUUUUACAAUUAAUAAUAAUUAAUUAAUUUUUCCAUUAUAUAUGCAUACAAAAAUAUACAUGUGUAAAAGCGAAUUAAUUAAUGUUAAGUUUAUCUGAACAAAGGCAAAUCCAGAAGGCCGCAAAUCGUUAUUGACCAAAUAAAAUAAGUCAAAAUACAAAUAAUAAUGAUAAAUACUAUUGUUGCUUAGUUGAUACGAGUACAUAAUACAGACCUUAACUGUUCUCUGGCCCAUAUCUGUUUUCAAAAUCGAAACCAUUUCACACAUAAUCAAUAUACUUGUAAUAAUAACAAUAAGAAAUGCUCGACCCUGUUAGUAGUCCCCAUACAAGCAUCUGUAUAAAAACUGUGUGUUGCUCAAGGCUAAAAAAAAAUUGUUAAACAAAAACUCGCUAAAAUAAAGAUAAUUGUUAUUGUAAA